This is a messenger RNA of Trichomycterus rosablanca, 2774 nucleotides long. RefSeq names its product thymine DNA glycosylase, tandem duplicate 2 (gene tdg.2). Gene Ontology annotation, molecular function: uracil DNA N-glycosylase activity; pyrimidine-specific mismatch base pair DNA N-glycosylase activity. The coding region runs from base 369 to 1604 and encodes 411 amino acids. The record is from RefSeq and is a predicted model, not a curated record. The transcript has 10 exons. Gene Ontology annotation, cellular component: nucleus. Gene Ontology annotation, biological process: base-excision repair, AP site formation. Lineage: Eukaryota; Metazoa; Chordata; Actinopteri; Siluriformes; Trichomycteridae.
UGCUAUCUAUAUAUCAGUAAAUGUUAAUGGUACCAUACUAACCAUGGUAACAUACUAUUAAUGACCUUUUGUGAGGUUUGAGACACAACCAUAGAAUGUUAUUUAAAAUGAAUUUAAAAGAAUUUGUAUUUCAACAGUGUGUACAAAAGUGUUACAUCCAUACCCUGGUCAGUCCUUCUGGUUAGUUGUGGCUGAAAUACAUGAAUUUAAAAAUUAGAAGGAUGUACCGAUACCUUUGUCCAAUAGUGUGCAAUGCAAAAUGUACUAUACUUUGUGAUGCAUGCUAAGAAAAUUUAUAAAAACUGGUUACAAAAUGCAUGUAAUGUUUGACUUAAUAUACCUUUAUUCUGUUACAUGUAGCAGUUCAGAUGGAAGACAAGCAGUAUGAUUCCCAUAUGCUUCCAGUUGAUUCAUUUCAGCAUUGGUAUCACUCCACACAGGAGCAGUUUCAACCAGAGUCAAUACCUCAGUACAGUCAGUUGGUGAACGCUGUUAAUUAUCAGCAGGAAGACAGAGAGUAUGGCAUCACAGAUGAAUUAUCAGUCUAUAAGGAUCAAUAUCCACCUCAAAGCCAACUUCAUCAUCAGCUGGCUACUCAACACACAGCUCUUCCUUUGACUCCUGAGAAAGGAAAGAAACGUGGGCGACCAGUGAAACAGAAAUCACAAGCGAAGGACCAGGUGGAUGCUGAAGACACUGUAAAAAAAACCAAAAGAACUCUGGACAGAUUUAAUGGCAUGUCUGUGGAGGAGGUCAUGGCCAGGAAACUGCCAGACAUCAUCACCUUUAACUUAGACAUUUUGAUAAUUGGAAUCAACCCUGGACUAAUGUCUGCCUACAAGGGACGACAUUACCCAAAUCCAGGAAACCAUUUUUGGAAGUGCCUGUUCUUAUCAGGGCUUACAGAGCAGCAACUGAACUACAUGCAUGAUCAGAAUCUUCCAGAAAAAUACAGCAUUGGGUUUACUAAUAUGGUAGAGAGGACUACACCUGGUAGCAAAGACCUGUCAAAUAAAGAGAUAAGAGAAGGUGGUAAGCAACUUCUGGAAAAGCUGCAGAAAUACAGGCCACGUAUUGCAGCUUUUAAUGGAAAAGGUAUUUAUGAAACAUUUUGUAAAGAGAUUUUUGGAAUAAAAGCCAAAAACUUAGAAUUUGGACUGCAGCCCUACAAAGUUCCAGACACAGAAACGUUGUGCUUCUUGAUGCCAUCCUCCAGUCCACGCUGUGCUCAGUUCCCUCGUGCUCAGGACAAAGUUCAUUUUUAUAUUAAGCUGAAGGAGCUCAGGGACCAGCUGAGGGGUGUGGUGCCCAACCAGGAGAUUGAGGAGACACAGUACACAUUCAAUUUGGACAUGGCCAAAGAUGAUGCUAAAAAGAUGCCAAUCAAGGAAGAGCAGCAUGACCCAGCCUAUGAGGAAAGCUCUACCAGUGGAACCCACCAGUCCUGCAGCCUCUAUCCUGCUAACAAACAAGGUGUCACAAUUUCAGAACACUCCUCAACUAUGGAGUCAGUCAAUUCCAACCAGUGGACAAUGCAGCCAUUCGCAGAGCAGAUUCCAGACAUUAGGUAUCCCAGCACCAAUGGGACAACACAACAUUAUUAACCUGUUUAAGGAAGUGCAUUAUAAGUUCUUCUGAACUGCCUCAUUUCACUCUACCAAACUUGAAAUGUAUGUUUUUAUUACAGUUUUGUCUACCUUUUAUCAUGCGUCCCAAAGCCAUUCCAGUUUAGACUUUUUAGGCUAUUUUUUAAAAUAUGAAUGUUGUUGUAAAGAAUGCUGUUUUUAUAGCAGAAACAGUUUGUAGAAUAAGCAACAAAUCCCACAUACUCUACACUUGGAAGGCUUUAGAAGCCUACUAAAUGGGACCCCAACAUUUGAAACAUUUUGCAAGUUCCAACACUCACUGCUGAGCUUUAACUUCUUUUGGAUACAAACUGUUGGACGCUGGAUGGAUCAGUAUUCCAUGGUGGAGCAGCUGUACAUCACAUGCACUGACAAGCAUCCACUGGACUACAAUAUUGCCAGAUACAAGCAAGUCCCCAUCUGUCUGAAUGCAUGCCUUUAUGCUUAGUGUUAGCUGGAAAGUGUGAUGGAUGUGAAAAGUUUGGGCACCUCUGGGUGAAUUACAUAAAGUAUUUUGUAGAUGUUUUUAUAAAUGAAAAGAAGUUAAAGCAAUGUUCACAGAAACAUAGUCAAGCAAAGAAAAACGAUUCUGAUGUGUACAUAUCUUACACAGAAUUUUUUCAGCACAAGCUCAUUUCAGUUUUAAUCCUUCAUGAAUGUCAAGCAUGGUUUGUUCUACUUGCUCAAUACCUCACCGUGAACCAUGUUUCUUGGUGCUUAUUUAUGACUGUUACCUAAGUUUAAUGGUGUCUUUUAUUAUUUUGCCCUGUGUAACACUAAGACAAGGGGAUGGAGCCAUGUUACUGUACAGAUCAUCAGCCAAGGUUUGUUAAAGCAAUGGGCAACAUCAAAACCUUGCUCCAGUGAUUUGAAAGGCUAUUUUUAUGUUGUAACUGAGCAUUUACAGGACUAUUUAUUGAAAUUGUUUUGAAAAUAUUUUUACAGUGGUUAAGCAUGUUUACAUUACAUAGUCAUGUGAAGCUUUUUAUAUUUAUGGUGUGAUUACUUUGGAAUUAUAGACUUUUGAUGAAACUAAGAGCCUUUUUGUUUGUUUUUUAUUAACUGGGAUUUUUUUUAUCUUUUGUUUUGUGUUAAUAAUAAUUAAGUGAUCAAGAAAAAAGGUUAAUAGAAUUUGGGAAUUUGAUAAAA